UGCCUCAAAGCACGAAUGUCUGUGGACACCAUCCUGCUGCUAAUUACCAAAGCAGCGACAGUUCUCUUCUGGUUAGAACGCCACACCCGGAGGCGUGUCCAGACCGUUGUGAUUAACUUCACUCUCAAAGAACUCUUGAGCAAGUUUGAAGAGGAUCUCCAAGCCGAGAUUGAAGCCCACCAUAGCAUCCUAUCGUCCCUCAAUCAGAGUGGAGUGAAAGCCGUCCAGGAUGCGGACAGCUCGGAGGAAUCCCAGACGAUUCAGAAGAGACUAGACGGUGUCAAUCACAGAUGGACCAAGGUACAGGAUAGAUCCGCUGAAAUUAGGAAACGUCUUGAAGCAAACGCUGAGGAGUGGAACAGCCUCGUGAGGGCGACAGACGAUCUGGUCAGGUGGAUAAGACUGAAAGACGACGAUCUAGUAAAGCGGCAGCCGGUGGGAGGAGAUUAUAACUCCAUUCAGCAACAGAUCUCUGAUCACAAGGCGUAUAGGCAGCAGCUUGAGGAGAAGCAAUCAUCCGUUGAACGGAACCUACAAAUGGGUAGCCUUUAUCUUGCCGAACAGAGAGAUUUGGAUUUGCUGUCAGAGAAUGCUGUAAGUGGCCCGGAGGCCGAGGCUCAUAACAUCGUUCAUAAACUGAAAGACAGCGUGACCGAUCUUCAAGACAGCUGGAACAAACUCAAUAUCAAGUCGGAAAAUUGGCAACAUAAACUAGACGAGAUGUCGACCAAAAUGUUAGCCUUGCAUCAAGCCAUGGACAAGCUUAGUGCUCGUCUUCAUGAGGCCGAAGCUACGAGAUCAAGAUGGCUACCAGUGGGUGACCUUAUCAUCGAUAGCCUACCUCAGCAUCUAGCUGAACUUAAGAGCUUCCAGGAUUACUACAGUCCAAUCCACGAUGACUUGGAGAAGGUGACCCAGAUGGCUGGCCACUUUCCUGCUCAGCAGGUCAGUCUCAGUACUGUUAACCAGGGAAGGCUUGAGGACAUUGUUCGAAGAUGGAAAACCUUGCAGCUGGCCAUCGACGAGAGGGCUAGGUUACUCCACGAGGCUCUGAGAGACUUUGGGCCGCAAUCGCAACACUUCCUUAGAGCUUCUGUGCAACAUCCAUGGGAAAGGGCAGUAGCAGCAAAUAAGGUGCCAUAUUUUAUCAACCAUGGUACGGAGACUACCCACUGGGAUCACCCUCGUAUGACGGAGCUCUUUCACUCGCUCUCAGACCUCAAUGCUGUCAAGUUCUCAGCGUACAGGACAGGCAUGAAGCUAAGAAGGUUACAAAAAUCAUUGUGCUUAUACCUCUUGAAUCUGGCGAGUGCCGACUCAAUCUUCACCCAACACGAGCUGGUAACCGGCAACGACCGAACCCUCGAUGUAACGGAGAUAAUCAAUUGCCUAGCGACGGUUUACGAGAACCUGGCGAUGGAUCACCCGGGGAUGGUUAACGUACCUCAGUGUGUUGAUAUGUGCCUCAAUUGGUUACUCAAUGUGUAUGACACGGUAAGGAGCGGGAGGAUACGAGUGUUGGCCUUCAAGGUCGGUGUCGUCAUGCUCUGCAACGCUCACCUCGAGGACAAGUACCGUUUCAUCUGCCGUUUUGUUGCGGAUAAGAACGGCAUGAUAGAUCAGAGAGGGCUUGGUCUCCUCCUGCACGACUGCGUCCAGAUUCCAAGGCAGCUAGGGGAGGUCGCGUCGUUUGGAGGAAGCAAUAUCGAACCAAGCGUCAGGAGCUGCUUCAACAUGACCGGAAGCAAACCUCUGAUUGAACCAGCCCAGUUCCUGGCCUGGAUGAAGUUGGAACCCCAGUCGAUGGUCUGGAUGCCGGUCUUACAUCGGGUGGCCGCGUCGGAGACGGCCAAGCACCAAGCCAAGUGUAACAUAUGCAAAGAGUGUCCCAUCGUGGGCCUCAGGUAUCGCUGCCUCAAAUGCUUCAACUUUGACCUUUGUCAGAGCUGUUUUUUCUCUGGUAGGAAAGCAAAGACGCAUAAACUCUCACAUCCCAUGCAGGAAUACUGUACAACAACAACGUCGGGUGAAGACGUGAGAGACUUUGCCAAAGUGGUGCGGAACAAGUUCAAAUCGAAGCGGUACUACCGAAAACACCCCCGCGUGGGUUACCUCCCUGUCCAGUCAGUUCUAGAAGGCGAUGACUUAGAAUCUCCCAUCACAACUCCCCAACACAUGGCCAAUCAGGACACACACACGAGACUGGAGCUCUAUGCUAACAGGUUAGCAGAGGUCGAAAGCCAAGGAACAUUAAAUUCUGUACCUACCGACCUCGAGGAUGAGCAUCAGUUGAUAGCCCACUACUGUCAUAGCCUUGGUGGCGAUGUUUCUACAGUGCCUAACAGUCCAGCCCAGAUUGUGGUAUCCAUCGAUGCUGAACAUAGACCGGACCUAGAGUCUCAAAUUAAUGAACUGGAAGAUGAAAACAGAACGUUACUAUCAGAGCUUGAAACGCUGAAAGCCCUAAGAACGGAGGACGUGAAGAGGGCGGCAGAGCUAGCGGCAUCGUCGGGUGACGAGAGGUCAUCCGGGAGGUCACCGGGCAGGGAUGCGGAGCUCGUCGCCGAAGCCAAGUUACUACGGCAACACAAGGGAAGGCUAGAAGCAAGGAUGCAAAUAUUGGAAGAUCAUAACCGUCAGCUCGAAGCUCAGCUGCAAAGGCUGAGACAGUUAUUAGAACAGCCGCAAGACAAAAGCACAUCCCAAGUGUCCUCGUCGAAGACCACCCCCGCAGUCUCACCAACCUCUUCCAUAAGCUCCGCCUCUAAGCCAAUCAGAAUACAGCAUCCUGUUGCCGUAGAAACCAGAACGAAUGGCGGUACAAGUGACUAUGAUAGUGAUAUGGCAGUGGAGGAGCAGAACAGUCACCCGUCUCCUCACACCCCUCCCCACCUGAAAGAUGACCCCACCCCCAGGGAGCACCAACCCAACGGUAGGGACCACCACCACCAUCAUCAUCUCCACCAGGGCGGGGCAGCUAACGGGGUCCCAGCCAAGGGAAAGGUUGACCUUGACAAAGUCAUUCAAGAACUCAAUAACUUUCCCGACGGGACCAAGAAUGGAAGUGCUGGCCAAAACAGUGUAGGUAGUCUUCUCCAUAUGGCGGAUAACAUCGGCAAGGCGGUCGGGACCCUAGUCACCGUCAUGACGGACGAGGAACAGAGCGAUAAGGAAAGCGAGGCAUAGCCAAUCACACGCUUCUCUCCGUUCAAAUCAUAACAAAUUCAACCAAUGAGGGGUCUUCCAUGAUGAACAUAAUUUGCAUAAUCCAUUCUAUAUAUAUACAGCCAGUGCGGUGUGCAUUGCCAGUGAGGGGGGGGGGGAAUGUUGCUCCCCUCUCUCCAUCCUAUGAAUUCCUCACGUUUAUGAGGACAAGUGUCCAAACCUUUUUUCUAGUAUGUGAUUGUAUCAUAUGACUUUACUUCAGUUGAUAUCUGUUAGAUAAAUUACCCUGAUUCAUGAUGAUAUGAAUGCGACAUGACUUUUAUCAAAUGAAAUAGUCUCAUUUCCAGGGGAUGUUAGCUAUUUAUGACAGCAAUUCACAAAACAGUAGCUAUUUCUAGAUAUGAUAUACAAAGGAUUUUAUCAAUUAUCGCCAUUUUUUAGAACUAACUUUCCCGGCUUUUUGUUUGAUCUAUGCAUGCUGCAGUUAAUGUCGUCCUUUCCCAUCAUGCAAUGUUUUUGUGUUUAUGUCGAGAUAAUCUUUUCUGAUUUGUCGAGUCUUUUUUUUAAUUUUGGAGUUAGUUUCUUGUAGAUGGUUUAUUAGGACCAAAGACAAAUUAUACAUUGCAGGGAACGAGGGACUCAACUUGGAAUGAGUUUGUGUAGAUGUUAAACUGGUGCUAUUAUCAAGGAAUUUAUGUGCAUAUAUAGAGACAAGCUGAGUCGUUGUGUCGCUACACCGCAUGCUUGACUACUCUUCCGGGUUCGGUGACACAAAGGUUAGCGAUUGAUUGUACGCUCGAUUUUCACGAUUGAUUGUGCAUUGUAGUCAAUGCAAUCAAUUGUAAAGAUAUUCUCCUAUGAUGAUUGCUAAGUUUUGUGUUACCGGCCCCUGGUAAUACAGAAGCUGCUGUAAUUAAAGACGUAUCGAAAUAUAAACCCUUUGUUCCUAUCGGUUAUUAUGAAUCUAUUCAUGACCUCAUGAGUAUUACGGUUGCCUUGGCCUGGGUGCUGUCCAGUGCACAAGCAAUCUGUGUGUUUCAUAAAACGCGCCAUCAACAUUCAUUAAUAUGAGUGGCUAGUGGGUUGACCACUUUUUCCUACUUGCACGGGCUGCGAGUGAAAAUUUAAAAAGUAGAUAUUUAAUCGAUCAGUGGAUCCAAAGCAAAUUCUGAUUUCUUGCAUAAAUUAGUAUAAUUAUUAAAAUUUAGAAAAAUUGCAAUGCAAUUUGGUACACUAUGCCUUGUAGGGUUGAAAUUAGACAUGAAUAUUAUGCACGGGGCAUUAACAAAAAAUGACUCCAGGAUCAAAUGAAUAAUGAUUAACCUGAAGAAAAUCACUUAGGCCUACAUAUAAUAUAGGAUUUAUAUAGCGCACAUAUCCACUUUGUUAGGCGCUCAAGGCAUUCCUAUAUUACCUGGCUAUGCUAGUCUACCUAUUCAGGUGCUCACAGCUUUUUGAGAAAUUACUUCCUGCCGGUACCCAUUCACCUCACCUGGGUUGAGUGCAGCACAAUGUGGGUAAAUUUCUUGCUGAAGGAAAACACGCCAUGGCUGCGAAUCAAACCCACAUCCCUCAGAUUGAAAGACGAGAGUCUUAACCACUAGACCACGACGCCCCUACACAUAUUGUUGAUUAGGGCUGAUUAUUUUAUGGUUGAAAUAUACAAUGCAUUCUACCCACUUCAUAUCAAAAGUUGUGUAAAUUUCGAUGACGUAAAGUUACUACUGGAAUGUUUGUGGAUUCCACACAUUUGUUGUAUGAUUGCAUUAUGCUUCCUCCUUUAUUUUAUUUCAUGAUUAUGUUUCAUUAUGUUCAUGUCUUCUAUGUAGGUUAUACAUCAUCAUAUUAUUAUAUUCUUGAUGCAUCGAUAUCUUCCUUCUGCCUAGAGCUUGUACUAUAGUUCUUUUUCUUUUUUUUUACAUAUAUCUAGUUGGUUGUGUCAUGGUGAAUUCAUGCUAAAAUCAUCUUCUCAAAAAUUGAAUGAAAUCAUUUUUUUUUUCAGAUGUUUGAAUCAUUAUAUUAUUAGAUUAUAUUUUGCUUCAUAGCUGAAACAAUCAAUUAUGAUUGUUUUACAUUUUGAUUCAUAAUAUUGCCAUUAAAUUCACUUUAUAAACUGUCAGUUUCAUAUUUGUUAAUUUGUUCCUUUUAUUUUAUUUUUUGCUAACUACAAUUAAUUUUUUGUGCUAGCUACAAUUCCUUUCCUGAAGAAAGGAAUGUAUCUUUAUAUUUGUUUUGCACAGACUUUCUUUACAAUUUGACGGACGGAGGAGUGAAUUUGACUUUGUUCAUUUCAUACUACACAUUUUCCAGUAGUAUUUGGGGAUUGUGUGCUAAUGGUUAUCCCUUCUACGUUAAAUCCAAAAAUGUGUGCUUAUAUGAAAAAUAUAUUUUCUGUUUUCAUCAAACUAUAUUGUUUUGGAUUGUUUUUGUUAAUUUUUUUUUUCAUUAAAGAUGUGUCUUUAUUUUUUUUCUCACUCGUUACUCCUCAGUAUAUAUUCCUUUAAAAGAAGAAAAAUCAACUGUAUUGAUAAUUUGCAACCUUUCUUCUUAUUUUCUGCUUUAUUGUAAAACAAAAUGACAACAACGUGCUCGUAUGAGGGGGGGACAAAAUUUGUUAUGAAAUUGAUAUCAAGUAUACACAUCUCUUAAGUUCAACAAUUGUCCUGUCAUUUCUCCCUUUUUUAUGGGGGGGAUUUCAGUAUUAAUAUGUAUUAAUAUAAAGUGUAAGUAUUCACUUUGAGUAUCGCCAGUAUUUAAAGAAACAACAUAUUUUUAAUACAAUUAUCAUGGUCAUUUUGAUGUUACCAACUGAUUUCGACAAUGAAUAGUUUUCAUGCUUAUAGAUCUGCAAAUUUUUUUUUUGCCACGAUGCACAAAAUUCUGUUUUUUCUUAAUGGACACCUGUGAUUUAAAAGUGCACUUCCAAUUUGCUACUUAAUUAAGAUGUAGAUUUUGUGAGAGAUAUAUAACUAAUGAUUUAAUACUCUGCAUGGCAAUGUAUAUAAAGUUAUGCAGUAUUUUAAAAUAAUAGAGAAAUCUGGUCACAAUUUACAAAGAUUCAAUGUCUAUUUUAGCUUUGUAAAUGGUCAAAAGCUUGUAAAUUUGUGAUGAAUUAAUGUGAAGGUAUUUAUUUAUCCCUCUUUUUUUCAACGAACUGAUUUAGUAUUUGAAAACUCCACAUUGAGGUGCCAAAAAUUAGCAUUUAUUUAAGUCACAAUUAAUGGAAUGAGAAUAAAAAACAUACUUUGAAGUCAAUUCAGUAUUUUCCCAAACAGUUUUGAAGAAAGGCUUUUUAUGUGUAGAAAUAUAUGGCAGUUUAGAAAGUAUUCAUUGUAGAAGACGUUUGGAAGGAAGGUGUUUUCCCCCUUCUUUUCAUCCUGAUUUUAUUAAUGGAUGAUUAAUAUUUCAGAACAGAACAAGUUCAUUUAGAAGGUGAGUGGGUGUUUGAUAGAUUAUUAAUAUGUUUAAUAAAGAUGUCAUUUUGAUUGCAAAUGCCACAUCUUUAGAUAAUCUUUCUCUCUUAAAUAUUUAAAAAAUUAUCAGAAUAUUGUUGAUUUUUCUCUGUAAAUAUAUGUUGAUUUCCUUCUUGUCAAGCUCGACACAAAUCAUGAAACAAAUCGUUUCUUUGUCUUUUAUAUUAUGAAGUCAUAUUUUGUACUAGACUUCGACGUUUGUGGUCAUGUAGAAAAGAUUUUGUGGUAUGGUUAACUCGUCACAAUCACCUUUUAUGCACUAUUGUCCAUCUUGAUUUUCAAGUCAUUUGAAAAAAAGAGGGAUGAAUUAUGAAGAAAUUACCUGAUAACAACUGAUUCAUGAGCAUCUGUUUAUUACAUAGUUUUGAUUAAAUCAUGAAUUGACUGUAAAUGAGGCUAUGCCUUGUAUACAUUAUUUUGCAACCAUGUUCAUUUUUUUAUAAACCCAAGAUCUCCCUUGUAUGUGAGUAUGUUAUGAUUGAUAUGUAUUUCGGCGUUGGAUCUAGUUUUCACUGUAUUUUAUCUUCACUAUUGCUUGAAUUCCCAUUGUAUCAAGUUACUGUGGUCGUACAUGAUUAUAAUAUUAAAUUAAUCAUUAUGCAAUACAA
Messenger RNA from Lytechinus pictus (painted urchin), 7246 nucleotides. RefSeq names its product dystrophin-like. Gene Ontology annotation, cellular component: plasma membrane. Lineage: Eukaryota; Metazoa; Echinodermata; Echinoidea; Temnopleuroida; Toxopneustidae. The transcript has 22 exons. The record is from RefSeq and is a predicted model, not a curated record. The coding region runs from base 16 to 3186 and encodes 1056 amino acids. Gene Ontology annotation, biological process: synaptic signaling. Gene Ontology annotation, molecular function: protein binding; zinc ion binding.